AUGCUGCUGCUCAGCACCUCUGACACCUUACUCCAAACUCGCCUAGUCCUCUACUAUCUUCAACCCUUGUGUCCGCCGCGUUCAUCGACCGUGGCACUGGAGAUCACAACUCCCGGACCUCUGCGCCGUCGGCGCAUUCUUCAAGUUGUCUCAACAUCCUCCUCCCAUUACAAGAGACCCAACUGUCGCAGUGUCUCAACAACACUCGAAUCUUUUUGA
Messenger RNA from Exophiala dermatitidis NIH/UT8656, 219 nucleotides. RefSeq lists its product as uncharacterized. The transcript has a single exon. The coding region runs from base 1 to 219 and encodes 72 amino acids. The record is from RefSeq and is a predicted model, not a curated record. Lineage: Eukaryota; Fungi; Ascomycota; Eurotiomycetes; Chaetothyriales; Herpotrichiellaceae.